Messenger RNA from Thrips palmi, 1314 nucleotides. RefSeq names its product gastrula zinc finger protein XlCGF8.2DB-like. The annotation marks the transcript as partial. The transcript is spliced from 2 exons. The record is from RefSeq and is a predicted model, not a curated record. Lineage: Eukaryota; Metazoa; Arthropoda; Insecta; Thysanoptera; Thripidae.
CGCGUCGAGACUGAGGCAGAGCAGUGCGGCAGCCCUGCUGCAGGAGCACCGCGGCGUGGACGCAGCGCCGCGACCUCGGGGCAAGGCGGCAAGGACGGGUUGGAGGCUGAGGAGCCGUGGCUGCACAUCGACGCCACCUUCUCGCUCGCCUCUGGAGUCGGCCACGCCAAGCAGGACUCCGCGGCCAGCGGCACGGCUGGGGACGGAGGGGCGGACCGCGCUGUCGCCUCGCAGUGUGCGGAGCGUGGAGCGGCCUUGGAAGCCGAGGCGGGCCUGGAGAAGCACCUCGCAGCGCGCGGCAAGCGGCACGCCUGCCAACACUGCGGCAAGGACUUCCGCUGGGCGGCCGAACUUGCAAGGCACUUAAGGACCCACACUGGAGAGAAGCCUUUCCAGUGCAAAGUGUGUGGGAAGAAGUUUACGCACUCAGGCGAUUUGAAGGUGCAUGAAAGGAUCCACACUGGGGAGAAACCCUUCCAGUGCAAAGUGUGCAGAAAGAAGUUCACCCAAUCAGGCUACUUGAAGGUGCAUGAAAGAAUCCACUCUGGGGAGAAGCCUUUCCUGUGCAAAGAGUGUGGAAAGAAGUUUAACCGAUCAGGCAGUCUAAAGGCGCAUGAAAGGAUCCACACUGGGGAGAAGCCUUUCCAGUGCGAAGUGUGUGAAAUAAAGUUUGCCCUCUCGGGCGAUUUGAUAAGGCACGAAAGGAUCCACACUGGAGAGAAGCCUUUUCAGUGCAAAGUGUGCGGAACAAAGUUCUCUGAUCAGUCCCAUCUUGCGAGGCACAACAGGACCCACGCUAAGAAGAAGCCUGUUUAAUACGUACCAAGCUUUUAUGUAUGUGGAGACUUUUUCGCCAGCGGCCCGCCUCUUUAGUUGCAAAAGGGUUUCCGCUAAGGAAAAUCUUUUCAGCAAUAUUACUGUCGGUGUAAAUUCUGUGUACCAUCGUAUUUUUGAAUUCACGUGAUGGCGCGUGACUGACGUAUUCAUAACCGUUCACUUGUCACAAUUUUUCUUCUCGUAUUUGUUAAUGCAUCAAACGCUCUCCACCUUUGGUUGGACAAAACACUUUAAACAGUGUUAGGUUUCUACGGACUCGCUUACUUUGUUUUUUGUUGUUUUUUUUUCUUUUGUAUUGCAUUUGAUUGUUAAGGGAUGUUUAUCUUAUGUUGUAAUUGAGUCAUUCAUUGGUCUUAUGAAAGUUGCUUUUCCGUUGAAUUUUCUGACUGUGUUUCUGAUUUGCGGACGCUUUGUUUUGGUUUUUGUGCAAUAAUGAUAAUGCGUCUUUGAUUGGGUUGGUAAAAAGUUGUUCGUUAA